This is a messenger RNA of Trichogramma pretiosum, 3371 nucleotides long. RefSeq names its product interference hedgehog-like. Gene Ontology annotation, biological process: axon guidance; cell-cell adhesion. The coding region runs from base 523 to 2832 and encodes 769 amino acids. Gene Ontology annotation, cellular component: plasma membrane; axon. NCBI's taxonomy places the organism in Eukaryota, Metazoa, Arthropoda, Insecta, Hymenoptera, Trichogrammatidae. The record is from RefSeq and is a predicted model, not a curated record. Gene Ontology annotation, molecular function: protein binding. The transcript has 8 exons.
UUGCCUCGAAAACUCGUCGGUUUGCAUUCCAGUGUUUCGCCGGACGCUGCCGUCGUAGCAGCAGCAGCAGCAGCUUCAGUACCUUCGUAUAUUAUACAUCUCUUCCUUGCACCGCCUCGUUCCUCGUAUAUCGGAUCUGCAGUUUUGUUAUAUACACAAGGAAACGGUGUCGAUUGUCGCGCGUUUUGUCAACAUUGCCCGUCAGAAUCGAAUCGCGUCCGGAAUCAAAUACAUCGAAAUCAUAUCUUACAGUAUUAUAAAUAUCGAUCGAAAGAUGAAUGCAGUGUUGUUUUGGUUGUCGCCGAGAUCGGCGCAGCAGAGGCAAUUGUGCUGGUUGGUGGUUUAGUGCCCGUACGAGCUGCCCACGGCGGACGAGAUGAGGUGCUGCUACCGCUGCUGCACUGGAGAGCUACCGAUACAGCGAGCGCAAGCGAUCGACAAGGAGGAUUAAUCGACUCGGAUUUCUAUUUGACAAGUUGGUCCGUCGUCUUCGUACAGCGGCAGGGACCGAGCCAACACAACAUGGCUGCGACAAGGAGCUUUUUCACCGAUGCGGUCUGGCUUUUCAUCCUGCUCGGAUACAUGGGCGUCUCUGGCCAGAAAUCCGAGCCUGGAAUGGUGUUCACGAAGCACCCGAGGGCCUUCAUCGCGCCGCUCGGCGACGAGGUGAACUUCGAGUGCAGCCUCAACCUCGCCGCGGAGAAGUUCGUCUGGCGACACAGGCCCCUCGGUUCCAAGGACUGGAGGCUCAUCGACUCGGCUAGUCCCGCUGGCGGCAAGACGUCCAAGCACGUCGUCUACUUCGACGACGAGUCCAAAGCCGGCGAUUAUCGAUGCGUCGCUUUUUACGGAACGAGCGGCUUGGCCUCGAACCCGGCGCGACUGACCCAGGCGCGGAUCGAGCGCUUCGUCGACCGGAGCGACGUGCACUGGACGGUGCCGGCGGGCAGCAACGUGCCCAUCAGCUGCCCGGUGCCCACCAGCGUGCCCGAGGCCAUAGUGCAGUUCUUCAAGGACGGCAGCCAGAUCGAGACUCUGGCGAGCCAGCCGGGCAGCGGCAAAGUCAUGAUCCUGGAGCGCGCCCGGGCCUCGGACUCGGGCAGCUACCACUGCCAGGCCAACAACUACAUCACCUCGGAGACGUUCACGAGCAAUCACAAGACGGUGCUGAGGGUCGUCAAGCAGAUGCCCGAUCAGGCGCCCUACUUCAUAAAGCAGCCGCUCCACGAGUACGAGGUGGAGCGCGGCAAAAAUGUCACUCUGGAAUGCUUCGCCAUUGGCUAUCCCAUUCCCCAGGUAACGUGGACGAAGCUGGGCAGCGUGCUGCCCUCGCGAUCGGCCUACUCGGCCAACGGCCUGAGCAUCUCGAACGUGCAGCCGGGCGACCGGGGCGAGUACGACUGCGAGUGGAGGAACCAGGUGGGCCAGGUCAAGGCCAGCGUCAUACUGACGGUCGUGGAGGCGCCCCAGGUGCUGCAGCCGCCCCGGCUCUCGACCUUCCCCGAGGGCGGCGAGCUCGAGCUCUCCUGCAACGCCAGCGGCCAGCCGCCGCCCAGGAUCGAGUGGCUCAUCAACGGCGAGACCCUCCAGCCGAGCAAGAACCUCGAGAUCAAGGGCUCGAACCUCUACAUCUCGCUCGUGGAGAAGAGGCACGCGGGCAUCGUCCAGUGCGUCGCCAGCAACGACUACGGCUCCCACUCGGGCUACAACUUCCUCAAGGUCAGCCCGAAGCAGCACAUGGGCGCCGCUUACAAGCCUCGAGGUGGCGGCAACGAGCACGGCAUGGCCGGGGGCGUGCACAAGCACACCCGGGGCGGCGGACGCAGAAGAGGCAAGAACGGUAAACGCAAGGAUCGAUUGGCUAUCAUGGUACCUCCGAACCAACCAAACAUCACGAGGCUCUCGGACGUCUCGGUGAUGGUGCGCUGGUCGGUGCCGGAAAAGUCCGGAUUGCCCAUUCAAUUCUUCAAGGUGCAGUACCGAGAGUUGGGCCAGAAGCCCAGCAGCAACAGUAAGCAGGCCAAGUGGAUGACCGACAGCACGGAAAUAGCCAGUCACAUUCGAUCGUUCGAGGUUUCGGAUUUGCAGCCCGAUCACACCUACCGCUUUCGCAUCGCCGCCGUUUACUCCAACAACGACAACGCCGUCAGUCCGAUUUCGGUCCGAUUCCACCUGACGCGCAAGAACGGCUUCGACACCAACACCAUGCCGAUCCCACUGCUGACGCACACGGAGGCUCUGGGACCGACGGAGAUCCGACUGCUCUGGCAGAACACCAACUACUCGGCGGACAUCGACGGCUUCUACGUGUACCAUCGGGCCUCGACCUCGGCCGGCGACUACAUCAAGACGACCGUGGAGGGCAGGAACGCGACCAACAUCACGAUCGCCCACCUGCAGCCCGACACGGCCUACGAGUUCAAGGUGCAGAGCUUCUCGGUGAGCGCCGCCUCGGAGUUCUCGCAGAUCCUCAAGCAGAAGACGAAGAAGCUGGCGACGGAGGCGCCGCCGGCCCGCCAGCCGCUCCCGGGCGCAAACAACAAGGACCACAGCACCGUCGAGACCGUCGACAGCUCCAACAUCUACGCCAUCAUCGGCGGCAUCGCGGGCAGCUGCCUGCUCCUCGUGGCCGUCACGGCCAUCGGCGUCACCUACAAGAAGAGCAAGCAGAAGCAGAGCCGCGAGCCUUCCCAGGAUCAGAGCAAGCCGAUUAGCAACGGCAGGGUACUCAACGGCAAUAUCGCCGACUCGAAGAUUAACAUAACGUCGAAUCCGCUGGCCGGUCUCGAAUCGAGCGAGGACCCGAGGCAGCAGCCAAAGGUCAGUGAUUGAAAACAACCAACAACAAAACACAAUGGCAAAUUGAUGCUUUGAACGGUUCAUUGGACUCGAUAAUGGUCGCGCUGCGCCAUCUCUCUUUUCUCUCGCUCUACUCGCUCCACUUAAAUAUAUAGUUGUUGUAUUUGAAUCUUGAGCUUGUAAGCAUCUUUGCGCUGCUACUGUUGCUGCUACAUACAUUUAUUAUAUAUUAUUGUACUUGGAUCGGCGAACCUCUGCGAGUAGUUGUGCCUCUGUCGAUCUAUCUGCGAGCUCUCGAUAUAGACGAUCGCUUGUAGCAGCUGUUGGAAAUUUCCCUCGUGGAUGAUCCUAUCCUCGUCGGUCAGUGUAUGUCUCGAUUAAACUGCCAAACGAUAUUUCCGUACGCAUACACUUUCGGACGAGCGCAUCCAGUAAAGACGAGAAGUACUCUUUCUUUUUUUCUUUCUUUCUUUCUUUCUGUCUCUCUCUGGCCUGUAAUUUUUUGUUAUCUUUCGUAUCUCUAUUACUUGGCUAUGUGGUGUCGUGCGAAAAAAAACAAAAAAAAAAAAAAA